GACGGACACGUUUUAACGGGUACCAGAUGUUGAAGUUUGAGUAGCAGGAGGUGGAGCCAGAGGACACUAAGACCCUGUUGUGUUCAGCCUGUCUGUUCCACCCUGGAGUCUGUGGAUGUGAGCUCCGUGCAGAUGGUGGUGGGGGGGAAGCGGGUGGGCGGCUCCAGUGUGGCCAUGGAGCGGACAGCUAGCUACACUGGAAGAGGGGCCCUGCUCUUGUCCUUGCUGCUGCUGCUGGAGGUUGGAGCCCAGUAUGAGAAAUACAGUUUGCGGAGUUUCCCGGAGAAGGAGCUGCUCCCCCUGGAGCCUUCAUACCGCUACUCCCUGGAGCAGAGCGCCGCCGGGAACUGGAGGGAAAGCAUUCGGUACCUGGAGCUGAGUCUGCGGCUUCACCGGCUGCUGCGGGACAGUCAGCUGCACUGCCAGCGGAACUGCAGCCUGGCUCCAGCCGCCGAGCUAACCCUGGGCCCCGGAUCCUUCAGCGAGCUCCGAGCGUUCGCCCAGAUCCUGCAGCGCGCUGUCUGCAUCAAGAAAUGUAAACGCUCCCUGGCUGUGUUCAAACUGCCUCCCCCGGGGAAGGACAUUCUGGAACAGUUUGAGAAGCGGCUUCCAUACAGAUACUUGGAGAAUGCUUAUUUCCAGGUGGGAACACUGUAUCCCGUGCAGCUGUAACACUG
This is a messenger RNA of Chiloscyllium plagiosum (whitespotted bambooshark), 677 nucleotides long. The record is from RefSeq and is a predicted model, not a curated record. Lineage: Eukaryota; Metazoa; Chordata; Chondrichthyes; Orectolobiformes; Hemiscylliidae.